AUGGUUGAUGCUUCACAGGAAAUUGAACAUGGUUAUCAUGAAAGCCAUAGUGGUGGUAAAACAGCAUUCAAGGAUUAUUUGGGUAAAUAUGCCCAUAUUGAGGAUCCUUUAGAAAGAAGAAGGUUAGCCUUGGAAGAUAUCGAUAAGGCUGGUUUUGGUUGGACUCAAAUUAAGAUGAUUAUGAUUGCCGGUGUUGGGUUUAUGACAGAUUCUUAUGAUAUUUUUGCAAUCAACUUGUCGGUCAAUAUGUUGCAGUAUGUAUAUUGGGCAGGUAAAAUACCCGACUCGACAACUACAUUAAUUAAAGUUUCCACUUCUGUUGGUACAGUUAUUGGACAAGUUGGAUUUGGUACAAUUGCCGAUAAAGUUGGUCGUAAAAAGAUUUAUGGUUUAGAGUUGAUUGUGAUGAUUUGUGCUACUAUUAUGCAGUGUACGAUUGGUGAUUCGCCUGCUAUUAGUUUUGUUGCUUGGUUUUCAACAUUGAGAAUUAUUAUGGGUAUUGGUAUUGGUGGAGAUUAUCCAUUGUCAUCGAUUAUUUCAUCUGAAUUCUCAACCACAAAAUGGAGAGGAGCAAUUAUGGCAGCUGUCUUUUCAAAUCAAGGUUUGGGACAAGUGUUUGCUGGUAUUGUUGCCAUGAUUUGUGUUGCUGGAUACAAAGAUCAAUUGAUUGGUUCCAACUCGGGAGAAGAAUGUCACAAUGAUCACAGGUGCAGAAAAGCUUGUGACCAAAUGUGGAGAAUUAUUAUUGGAUUUGGUUGUGUUCCCGGAUGUAUUGCAUUGUACUAUAGAUUGACCAUUGCUGAAUCUCCUAGAUAUGCCCUUGAUGUUAACCAACACGAUCAAGUUGAAAAAGUUGCUGAUGCUGAAGCCGCCAUUGACCCCUCUGCUCAAGAAAUUGUACCACCAAAGGCUUCAUUCAAAGAUUUUGUUUCUCAUUUCGGUAGGUGGAAAUACGGUAAAAUUUUGUUGGGAACUGCAGGUUCUUGGUUUAUGUUGGAUGUUGCCUUUUACGGUUUAGGUUUGAAUUCAACUACUAUUUUACAAGCUAUAGGAUAUGCUGGUAAAAAGAAUGUUUACCACAAGUUGUACGACUCUGCAGCUGGUAACUUAAUCUUGGUUUGUGCGGGUUCUUUGCCAGGUUAUUGGGUUUCUAUUGCAACUAUUGAUUUCUUGGGUAGAAAGGUUAUUCAAAUUGGUGGAUUUUUCAUUUUGACCGUUAUCUUGUGUGCUAUGGGUUUCGGAUACUAUAGAUUAGGAGACAAGGGAUUAUUGGGAUUAUACGUUGUUGCUAGUUUUUUCCAGAAUUUCGGACCAAACGUAACAACGUUUAUUGUUCCAGGUGAAGUUUUCCCAACAAGAUAUAGAUCUACUGCACAUGGUCUUUCUGCAGCUGCAGGUAAAGUUGGUGCAAUUAUUGCUCAGACAUGUAUUGGUACCUUGAUUAACCACAACUGUCCAGCCGAUAAACCAAAUUGUUAUUUGAAUCACGUUUUGGAAAUCUUUGCAUUAUUUAUGUUGCUUGGUAUAUUCACAUCAUUCUUGAUUCCAGAAACAAAGAGAAGGACAUUGGAGGAGAUUUGUGAAACAUGCCACGAUGAAGUUGAUACUACAAAAUUAGGUAGAGAUAGGUACACUACACAAGAAGAAUCGUAUGAUUCAGAUCUUAAACAGUAA
This is a messenger RNA of Lodderomyces oxycetoniae, 1674 nucleotides long. RefSeq names its product phosphate transporter (gene PHO84). The coding region runs from base 1 to 1674 and encodes 557 amino acids. The transcript has a single exon. Gene Ontology annotation, molecular function: phosphate transmembrane transporter activity. NCBI's taxonomy places the organism in Eukaryota, Fungi, Ascomycota, Pichiomycetes, Serinales, Debaryomycetaceae. The record is from RefSeq and is a predicted model, not a curated record. Gene Ontology annotation, cellular component: membrane. Gene Ontology annotation, biological process: phosphate ion transport; transmembrane transport.